CCGGCUGGUGCACGUGGGGGGCCUGCUGAAGCCCGAGGAGCACCCGCACCACCAUGGGCACCACCAUGGGCACCCGCAUGAGGAGGAGCACGUCCGAGCACCCAGUGGGCACCACCAGGCUGGCCGCUGCCUGCUGUGGGCCUGCAAGGCUUGCAAGAGGAAGACUACUAAUGCCGACCGCCGUAAGGCUGCCACUAUGAGGGAGCGGCGGCGGCUCAGCAAGGUGAAUGAGGCCUUUGAGACCCUCAAGCGCUGCACCUCCACCAACCCCAACCAGCGCCUGCCUAAGGUGGAGAUCCUGCGCAAUGCCAUCCGCUACAUCGAGAGCCUGCAGGCGCUGCUGCGGGAGCAGGAGGACGCUUACUACCCAGUGCUGGAGCACUACAGCGGGGAAUCAGAUGCCUCCAGCCCUCGCUCCAACUGCUCUGAUGGCAUGAUGGAGUACAGUGGGCCUCCUUGCAGCUCUCACAGAAGAAACAGCUAUGACAGCAGCUACUACACAGAAUCACCAAAUGACCCAAAGCACGGGAAGAGUUCUGUUGUUUCCAGCCUUGAUUGCCUCUCAAGCAUUGUAGAGAGGAUUUCCACAGAUAACUCCACAUGUCCUAUACUGCCUCCAGUCGAAACUGUUGCUGAAGGGAGUCCCUGUUCCCCCCCAGAAGGAGCAAGUCUGAAUGAUACUGGAGCCCAAAUUCCUUCCCCCACCAACUGCACCCCACUUCCCCAGGAUAGCAGCAGCAAUCCUAUCUACCAAGUGCUAUAAAGGCAGGUCAAGCUGGACUGCACUGAAAACAAAUUGCUUCCAAAUCAGCCGUGCUCCGAGGCUGCCUUCUAGGACUGAAAAGACUUCUUAAGACUUGUUCCAGUUUUAAAAUACCACUCAAAAUUCCUUCAAAUAUAUAACUUCUCAAAUCUGUAUUACUUCAAAAUACACAUAGUUAUUUAUUUGUUGUUAAACUAAAGCUAUUUAAUGUGUCUAGAGAUAAAAUUGUAUACCAUGAAAUGGCCAAUGUUUAAUCUGGGCUUUGGGGAAUAGGAACCUGGAUCUUGAAUGUGGAGGAGAAUAGAAAUCUACAACAGUAUUGCUCCUGUUCUGGCCAAAAUAAGGUUGUGGACCAUUUUUUAUAAACUUUUUGUAUAACUGUAAAUAAGAGUUGCUUUGCAAAAAAAAGGGAAAAAAAGAGGAAAAGAAA
Cariama cristata (Red-legged seriema) is the source of this 1193-nucleotide messenger RNA. It is a transcript of the gene MYOD1, whose product is annotated as myogenic differentiation 1. The record is from RefSeq and is a predicted model, not a curated record. Bases 197 to 763 code for a protein of 188 amino acids. The transcript has 3 exons. Gene Ontology annotation, molecular function: DNA-binding transcription factor activity, RNA polymerase II-specific; RNA polymerase II cis-regulatory region sequence-specific DNA binding; protein dimerization activity. Lineage: Eukaryota; Metazoa; Chordata; Aves; Cariamiformes; Cariamidae. Gene Ontology annotation, biological process: positive regulation of myoblast differentiation; muscle organ development; regulation of transcription by RNA polymerase II.